AUGACCGAAGGAGGUCAUCCAAUGUAAGUAGAUCAGUAUAGUAAGUAUGCAUGGUUCGGUAAUGCUAGCACAUCAAAGCUAGCUCUUUCAAUUCAUAUACGUCGCAGAGAGCGAGUGCCAGGUUCAGUUGUCCAAUUCACGCACGAGAAGAAGCUCGAAUUUGCUUGACAAUAUCGGAGGUGCACUGCACUGCACCAACCCAACGGCACAGGCAUAGUCGAUCUGACAGACAAGCAAGCAGGGAACUGAAAGAGAGAGAGAGAAGAAUAUAACCCGAUCGUCUCUGCCUUCCAUUUUGCUUGUGCACAGAAGCUUCCACUUUCUAGCUUGCUAGCUUAGCCUGACGACGAGAGGAGGCAUGCAGAGCUAAGCCGCCAUUAGCAAGAGAGGAAGAAGAAGAAGAAGAAGAAGGUAGCUGAAGCCAUGAAGCCGGGGGGGAGCAGCGGGCGGCUGCACGCCCUGCGGUUCGAGUCGCAGAGGUUCAGGCUGCUGACCAUCGUCGUCGGCUGCUUCCUCAUCUCCCUCACCUUCCUCCUCUCCUCCCGCCCCGACGCCACCGUCUUCUCCACCCCAAAAGUCUGAACUGCAUUGCAUAUGCAGUGAGCCCCAGGGAGUCGUUGGAAGACGCACGCAUGCCGGCGAUGAAGAUGCUGCACCGAUCAUCGUCCGGCGGCCUCACCCGGGAUUUCCAUGUCGACAUCCUGCCGCAGCAGGGAGAGAGACAUGCUCAUAUGCAGCAGAGCGUCGAUCAAACCGCUGAAAAGACAGAAUGGGUGAAAGACACGGUGAUAAUCCAGGAGGUCGCCGGCGAGAGAUCGGAAGAGGCGGAGGAGGCGGCGGAGCGUGUCGCGGCAGAUUCCGGCGACGAGGCUGCACCUGCAGUCGCCGACGAGGACAACGCCGUGAAGACCACGGCCGCCGUGGAAGAAACCACUGCUCGUCCCGACCAGCCAUUGGAGGAGAAGAAUCAGCAGCAGCUUCCGGUGAAGCUGCAGGACGCCGGCGAGCCAGCUCGCACGCCGGAGCAAACGGUGACGUCACAUUCCGUGGACCGGCGGCCGCUCUGCGACUUCUCCGACUUCCGCACCGACAUCUGCGACUUCUCCGGCGACGUCCGCAUGGCGGCCAACACGUCGGAGUUCGUCGUCGUCGUCGACCCGGCGGCGGCGGCGGUGUCGCACAAGGUGCGGCCGUACCCGCGGAAGGGCGACGCGACGUGCAUGGGGCGCGUCACGGAGAUCACCGUGCGCGCCACGGGCGACGCGGCGGGCGCGCCGCGGUGCACGCGGGCGCACGACGUGCCCGCCGUGGCGUUCUCCAUCGGCGGGUACACGGGCAACAUCUUCCACGACUUCUCCGACGUGAUCGUGCCGCUGUACAACACCGUGCAGCGCUACCGCGGCGGGGUGCAGCUGGUGAUGGUGAACGUGGCGUCGUGGUGGCUCGUCAAGUACGACAAGCUCCUCCGCGAGCUGUCGCGCCACGCGCCGAUCGACCUCGCCAAGGCCGGCGCCGCCGGCGAGGUGCACUGCUUCCCGAGCGCCGUCGUCAGCCUCCGCGCGCACCGGGAGCUCAUCAUCGAGCGGGAGCGCAGCCUGGACGGGCUGGCGACGCCGGACUUCACGCGGUUCCUCCGCCGCGCGCUGUCGCUGCCGCGCGACGCGCCGACGCGGCUCGGCGACGGCACCGGGCGGCGGCCGCGCCUCCUGGUCAUCUCCCGGGGGCGCACCAGGCUGCUCCUGAACCUCGACGCCGUGGUCCGCGCGGCGGAGGAGGUCGGGUUCGAGGUGGUGGUGAACGAGUCGGACGUGGGGAACUCCAUCGAGCAGGUGGGGAAGCUGAUCAACUCGUGCGACGCGCUGCUCGGCGUCCAUGGCGCCGGCCUGACGAACAUGAUGUUCCUGCCGCCGGGAGCGACGAUGGUGCAGGUGGUGCCAUGGGGCGGCCUCCAGUGGAUCGCGCGCAUGGACUACGGCGAGCCGGCGGCGGCGAUGGGGCUCAACUACAUCCAGUACGAGAUCGCCGUCGCCGAGAGCUCGCUCAAGGACAAGUACCCCGCCGGCGACGAGAUCUUCACCAACCCGACGGGUCUGCACAAGAGAGGGUUCGCCUUCAUGAAGCAGACGCUCAUGGACGGCCAGGACAUCACCAUUGACGUCACCCGAUUCAGGCCAGUGUUGCAGCAAGCUCUCGACAACCUUGCCACCAAGUAGAUUAUGAUUACAUUUUGUUCCUAGUUCAUCUCAUCACAUUCACAUUCUUUUACCCUCUUCUUUUCCAUCUCUCGAAGAUUAUAUAUAUUGAAUGCACACACUUGCAACUAUAUACUAUUACACUGUAAUUAAGAUAGAAUUUUAAUGGGCGAAUACAAAAAUUGAGAGAGGAGAUUGUCUGUUCUUGUGUACUGCUAGUCCUUUGAUAUAAGUCAAGUUGUGAAAGAAAGCUUACCAGGUAGUGGCUACAGCUUGAAAUAUUUGUCAGUACUAUUUGCUCA
Messenger RNA from Oryza sativa Japonica Group (Japanese rice), 2494 nucleotides. Its product is annotated as alpha-1,3-arabinosyltransferase XAT2-like. NCBI's taxonomy places the organism in Eukaryota, Viridiplantae, Streptophyta, Magnoliopsida, Poales, Poaceae. Gene Ontology annotation, molecular function: glycosyltransferase activity. The record is from RefSeq and is a predicted model, not a curated record.